UAAUGAUGGCGUUGGACAUGUCCUGUUGGGCCGCCCUCCCUCCCGCUGCCCUAUUUGGCCACGGAGUUUCUUUCGCAAAACAGGGAUGCCCUGGAGUUGCACGCAUGCAUUGUCAGGUAAUUUCAUCACAUGCAAAAUCGUAACAAAGUAGAUGCAAUAUGUUCAGCCCCAAAAGCCAAUGUUUUACCCUUAAAACACUGAUGCCCCACAAGUUACUCUAUGUUAAAACACUAUAUCAGCGGUACUUUGUCCUUUCACCCGCCAGCAAAGAGGUCCUUUUCUUCGUCCGCUCGUCAAAACGAGGUUGCUAGGCAUCCUCUUCGUUUUCGAUGUUGCAGGAGGACAGGAAUUGAGAAGUACGGUCAAGAUGAGGCGGAUGAGUUCUUGGCCUUAGAUUCAGGAGAGGAAGGCGGUGAGGAUGAGAUGGAGGAUGAGGACGUCUUUGCCUUGAAGUCUUUGAAUGAAGAAGACUUUUCCAAGAAGUCCAAGAAGAAGCCCAGAGAGUCCAAGGCGCAAUCAGAGGAGGACUCUGAGAUCGACUUGGAUCCGGUUAGUAAAGGUUGGGGUAAGCACGACUUCUACGGUGGCGAGGAUGCCGGUGACGACUCCUCUGGCGCCAGCGAUGAAGAUCGAACACUGAAGGAGGCCAAAAAGCUUGAGGAGCUUCGAGCAAUGAGGCUGAAGGACGACACGGAUCCGCUGCUGGCUUUGCUGGGCCCCGAAGGGGACCGAGAAAAAAGCAGCACCGGUGCCGCUGCGGCACCAGCGGAGGCCGCGGAGGAGGUGGCUUCCGCGCGCUUCGAAUCGAUCUUCACCGAGGACGCUGAGAAGAGCAAGGUGCAACGAGAUUUGUCGCAGCUUUCAGACGCCAAGCGGAAGAGCUUGCUCAAGAAGGAGGCUCCGGAGCUUCUCCCGUUGCUGCAAGACUUCCAAACCAAACUCGAAGCUCUGGAGCCGCUGGUGCCCUUACUGAAGCAGGGCUCCAUGUUCUCACCCUCGGGCGCUUCCUACGUGGAUGCCAGGAUCAGCCUGCUGUUGAAUCAUCUGGCGAAUUUGUCCUUCUAUUUGAUGAUGAAGGCUGAAGGAAGCGAGGUGCGUUCUCACCCUGUGGUCUCUCAGCUGGUUUGGCUUCGGGAGCUUGAUGAUCAUUUGAAGCCUUUGAACCAGCGGUUGAACAAGAAGUUGCUCAAGGCCGCUCGUCAGGCCUCACGGCCAGCUGCCAGGCCCAGGCCCGCACCCGGGCUCGAGGCCCCGCGGGCGGCCGUAACGGCGAAGACGGCGCCUGUGAAGGCGCUAAGCUUGGCUGAGCGGCUGGAGAAGCUCCGGAAGGUGAAGAAGGAGGGCGAGGAAGGAAAAGCGGCAGCUCCAGCACCGCGCUUCACGGAUCCCGGAUCGCUCCUCCAGUUGCCGGGGAAGCGCCGGACGGCCACCCGAGCCGAUGGUCCUGCGGAUUUAGAUGAAAUCGAUCCAACGCUCGGUGCAUGGUUGCCCUCAGGUAGCCUUUCUCAACAGCUUUCUGAAGUUCAGCAACACCUGCGGGAGCGAAAAGCCAGGGCGGUGCCACAAGCUUCAGACAAGAACCCGGAAGCCCGCUCACGGGCGUAUCGGGAGCGGAUUCGAUCGGAAGCAGAUGCCGACUUACAGGCAAACGGACUUGCGGCUGCAGAGGGGGAGGAGCCGGAGGAAAGUGAAGAUGACAAUGAAAUGAUUCGAGAAGCCAAGGCCAAAGCUAAAGCCAAGAAGGAGAGGAAGGCGGCUGAAGCUGCAGCAAAAGUCAAGGCGAAAGUGGCAAAGCAAUAUCGCCCCGAGAGCAACGUGGAGGGCCGUCGUGGCACCAGCAAGCAGAUCUUGGAGAACCGUGGAUUGGUUCGACACCGAAAGCACAAGGCCGGGAAUGCGCGUGUGGCCAACCGCGACAAGUACACGAAGCUGGUGAAGAGGCGCAAGGGAGCCGUGCAAGAGAUGAGAGAGGCCGCUGCAGAUGGGGCAACCUACGAGGGAGAAGCCACAGGCGUUCGCACCAAUCUGCGAAAGUCAUUGAAACUUGGCUAAUCCGCCGCCUCCAAUGGGAUAAAAGGCCAGCUGCACUGGUUUGGUUUUCCUGGAACCUUGAACAACCUCUUCAAGCAUGUGUGUUUC
This is a messenger RNA of Durusdinium trenchii, 2139 nucleotides long. The record is from the annotation of a GenBank genome assembly. NCBI's taxonomy places the organism in Eukaryota, Dinophyceae, Suessiales, Symbiodiniaceae.